Molecule: messenger RNA, 2234 nt
Organism: Ceratitis capitata (Mediterranean fruit fly)
Lineage: Eukaryota; Metazoa; Arthropoda; Insecta; Diptera; Tephritidae
Product: acyl-CoA synthetase family member 2, mitochondrial-like
Exons: 5
Coding region: 369-2180 (603 amino acids)
Biological process (GO): fatty acid metabolic process
Molecular function (GO): medium-chain fatty acid-CoA ligase activity
Source: RefSeq, a predicted model, not a curated record
CAUUGUUGGCGACGGCGGUAUUCUACGUUAUUUAGUAACGAUAAACAGUACUCAAGAGCUUUGGACGCUGAAGAGCAAAAAAGUUCCAUUAAACUUAAUAGCAGAACAAAAACAAGAAAAAUAAUACGGGAAUCAACAGCUGGCGUACAUAUCAACAACACGCACGUCUUAUUUGCAUACUAUUGUACAUACAUGCACACAACUGUAGUUUAUCUUCUUUAUUAUCAAAUUAACGCAUAACUAUCAGCCAGCCAAGUGUUCGCUCACCUCUAUCAGCGAGUAAGAUCAGUGACGAUUUUAUGUACUCGCAAGUGAACUGAGACAACCUUCACCUUGCAAUACUCAGUGAGAAUUUUCUGGGCACGACGAUGGGGAGAAAUAUAACAACAGUGUCUCAGUAUAUCUACAGAAGUUCGCUCUAUCGAGCGGGUUCUCAACAACACACUCGCAGUUGGUUGCGUUGCUUAUCGGUUCAACGACCAGCAGCAGUAAAAUCGCUGAACGCACAUCCUGCGCAUCUUCAUUACAUAGGCAAGCAGCCGUUAGUUUAUCGUAGUGUGGGCCAGGAGUUGGAGCUUGCAGCUGCCGAAUAUGGCAGCACCGAAGCCAUUGUUUCGUGUCACGAACAAAAACGACACACAUUCCGCAGCCUCCUCGAAGACGUCGACCGUGUGGCGGCUGGUCUGCUGAAACUAGGUUUGAAACAAGGCGAUCAUGUCGGUAUUUGGGCGCCGAACAAUAUGCAUUGGUAUCUGACGAUGUUAGGCGCAGCGCGCGCCGGUCUGGUGUCGGUUGGUAUAAAUCCCGCCUUUCAAGGGCCCGAAGUAGACUAUUGCCUGAAGAAGGUUAAGGUGAAGGCCGUAAUAAUGCCGGAAACAUUUAAAACCCAGAAUUUUUACGAAAUCAUAAAAAGUAUCUGCCCCGAGUUGCCGCAUAGUGUUGAUGGCCGUAUAAAUAGUGCCAAUCUGCCACAUCUGAAACACGUCAUAAUCGACACACCCAACAGGCUGAAGGGCGCGCUCAGCUUCGACGAUUUGCUCGGCUUAGGCAACUCGGAUGAGCGUGAGGCCAUCGCACAACUACAGCGAUAUGUUAUGCCAGAUAGCGGCUGCAAUAUUCAAUUCACCUCCGGCACGACGGGUAAACCCAAAGCUGCUCUGCUUUCGCAUUACAACUUCGUGAAUAACGGCACACAUAUUGGCAAUCGUAAUCAACUCGAUAGCAAUUCACGCAUUUGUGUGCAAGUACCACUCUUUCACGUCUAUGGCGUUGUUAUAACGGUUAUGGCCGCAAUGACACAUGGCAGCACUUUGGUAUUACCAGCUGCUGGGUUUAGUCCCGCGGACUCACUAAAAGCGAUCGUCGAUGAGAAAUGUACAGUGAUACAUGGCACACCCACUAUGUAUGUGGAUCUAAUAAAGAAACAGCGUGAGCUGAAACUGCCUUUGAAGACGGCGAAAAUGGCCGUAACUGGAGGUGCACCAUGCUCUCCGCAACUCUUUUUGGAUAUCAAAGAAGUUCUUGGUCUUGACCAUGUGCGCACCGUAUAUGGUUUGACUGAAACCACUGCGGUUAUCUUCCAGUCCCGUCCAGGCGAUAAUAAUGAGCGCAUUUUGAAUACAGUCGGCCAUCUGCAGGAUCAUGUCGAAGUGAAAGUAGUUGAUGCGGAGGGCCAUAUAGUGCAGUUCGGCCAACCAGGAGAGCUGUAUGUGCGUGGUUAUGCCACAAUGUUGGAGUAUUAUGACGAUCCGGAGAAAACCAAGGAGACCAUGGGCAACGAUAAGUGGUUGAAGACAGGCGAUCAGUUCAUUUUGGAGGCGGACGGCUAUGGUCGCAUAGUCGGGCGACUGAAGGAGAUGAUCAUUCGUGGCGGCGAGAAUAUAUUUCCCAAGGAAGUGGAAGAUUUCCUCAACUCGCAUUCAAAGAUUAUUGAAGCGCACGUGAUCGGCGUACCAGAUGAACGCUUGGGUGAGGAGUGCUGUGCCUUUGUGCGUCUACAAGAUGGCGUUGAGAGCAUUACGCAUGAGGAAUUAAAGGAAUUUGCCAGAGGAAAAAUCGCGCAUUUUAAAGUGCCACGCUUUGUCAUACCCAUAGAUCAGUUUCCGAGAACUGCUUCGGGAAAGAUACAAAAGUUUAAACUUGCCGAGACAUACAAACAAAUGCAAAAGGAAAAGGCUUAAGUACAUUAAUUUAUUGUCGAAGGAAAAUAAGCAAAUAAAUAGAAAAAAAAAUUU